GGGAAGCCCGGGAGAACCCGCAGAGGAGGGCGAGCGCUCUGCGGAGCGCGCGGCCGCCUGACGUCAGGAUUCAGGGCGGCCCUGUUGCCCUGGCGACCGUUCCCAGCUCUGGGCAGUCACCGUCCAGGCCUUCAUCGCAAGGUACGUCGGGCAGAGAAGCCCUAGCCAUGGCCUCGUCGACCCGUGCGUCCUUCUCUGCGGCCGACGGGUUGGCUGAGACCGAGAAGAAUUCAGGGGAGACCGAGAAUACUUACAUUCUGCGGCCCAUUUUUCAGCAAAGGUUCAGACCCUCUGUGGUCAAAGACUGCAUCCAUGCUGUGCUCAAGGAGGAGCUGGCAAAUGCUGAAUACUCUCCAGAAGAAAUACCCCAGCUCACAAAACGUUUAUCAGAAAACAUUAAAGAUAAAUUAAAAGAAAUGGGCUUUGACCGAUAUAAAAUGGUGGUGCAAGUAGUGAUUGGAGAGCAAAGAGGUGAAGGAGUACUCAUGGCUGCUCGCUGUUUCUGGGAUGCUGACACUGACAACUACACACAUGAUGUUUUCAUGAAUGGCUUAAUCCUGCCAGAGAACAUUGGGCGGCGCUGUAGAGCGGUGACAAUUAAAGGGGAAUCCAAAGAUAAAUGCCAGUCCCUGAGCUGCUUGUUACAGGUCCUCAACGAGGUUAAAUAAAUAAAUUGAAUGACAGUUUAUUCUGUGUUGUAGCAGCAUUUGGCUGUUUCUACUAUUGAAUCUUUGAAAAGCUGGGAAAAGAUAUGACCCUGAAGAAAUAUGAACUUUUUUAUAUUGUUAAAUAUCUUGACAAAAUAAAGAUAAGUUGGCAGUUUGGCAA
Manis pentadactyla (Chinese pangolin) is the source of this 828-nucleotide messenger RNA. RefSeq names its product dynein light chain Tctex-type 2B (gene DYNLT2B). Gene Ontology annotation, molecular function: dynein intermediate chain binding. Bases 168 to 668 code for a protein of 166 amino acids. The record is from RefSeq and is a predicted model, not a curated record. The transcript is spliced from 6 exons. Lineage: Eukaryota; Metazoa; Chordata; Mammalia; Pholidota; Manidae. Gene Ontology annotation, cellular component: cytoplasm; cytoplasmic dynein complex. Gene Ontology annotation, biological process: microtubule-based movement.